Molecule: messenger RNA, 711 nt
Organism: Lactuca virosa
Lineage: Eukaryota; Viridiplantae; Streptophyta; Magnoliopsida; Asterales; Asteraceae
Source: the annotation of a GenBank genome assembly
AUGCGUUGGAAAUGGAGUAUGUGUCCUAACGCACAUCAUGGACAUUACACUACGGGUAAUUAUCAUUAUCCUACGAUCGUGCUUGAAGCUGUAGCCUCACAGGCUUUGUGGAUCUGGAAUGCCUUUUUCGCUAGUGUCAGUUCGCUUAAUGAUAUUAAUAUUCUCAAUAACUCACCAAUAUUUAACAAGGUGUGUGACAACACUACCCCAGAUUCGUCAUUAAUAGUCCGAGGAACGGAAUACAAAUUUGGUUACUAUCUUGUGGAUGGGAUCUAUCCUAAAGUUUCUGUUUUCGUUAAAAUUUUGUCAUGUCCGGAUGACCCUCAUAGGUCCAGAUUUAAGAGAAUCCAAGAAAAAGCGAGAAAAUAUAUUGAACGAGCAUUUGGAGCACUUAAAAAGCGUUGGCAGAUAAUUGCCAAAGCAUCCAUGUUUCGUGAUAUUUCUACUAUGACAGUGGUGAUGUAUACGUGUAUCAUAUUGCAUAAUAUGAUACUAAAACAUGAAGGAAACACGAUAUGUGUGUACGACGAGAAUGAAAUCAUCCCAGAGACACAACCACUAGAAUAUGGCGGUCAAGAAUGGCUACAAAUAAUGAGGAUAAUUCACAGUGUAGUAACCCAUACCGAUCUUUGCCACCAUUUGACCGAUCAUUUUUGGACGAUGAACAAUUUUGAUCUAAAUAUGCCACCCGAAGACGAAUUGGAAGGCUAG